UUUGUUUAGAAAAUUGAUUGAGAAAAUAACUUGUAAAAAUGACAUCAAACGAAAUCAUUCGAUUCCCGGAAAGUUUAUUGCUGGGAGUUGGAUCUAGUGCUUAUCAGGUCGAAGGAGCAUGGGAUGAAGAAGGCAAAGCGCCAAGUAUUUGGGACGCAUUUUUCCAUAGUGGAGAAAAUGAAGUGCUCCACGAAUUCAUCCCCUUGCAAAAUCACGAUACGAUCAGUGAUGACGAGGAACCGAUUGAUCUAUUAACUUUUUUCAAAGGAUUUCAUGUUUUUAAAAGUACAACGAAAUUGAGAAGCCAAGUUUCGGAGCCUUCUAUGUAUAGCAUGGACGAUGGAGGCAUGAUUGCAUGUGAUUCAUACCAUAAAACAGAAAUGGAUAUCCAACUUCUGAAGGAUCUUGGAGUUCAAAUAUAUAGAUUUUCAUUGAGUUGGCCAAGACUUUUGCCCGAUGGAGAUGAUCAAAAUCCCAAUCAGGCUGGAAUUGAAUACUACAAUAAUCUUUUACAAAAAUUACUGGAUAACAACAUCCAACCGUUGAUAACUAUUUAUCAUUGGGAUCUACCGCAAUCUCUUCAAAAGAUAGGCGGAUGGGCAAACAGUAAUAUUGUUAGAUAUUUCACAAACUAUUGCGAGUUUGUGUUUAAAACGUUUGGUGAUAAAGUGAAAUUAUGGUCCACAAUCAAUGAACCGAGAUUAAUAGCAGAAGGUUAUGGUGGAUCUUCGACGGCUCCAGCAUUGGGCGAAAACUUUAGCGGCAUUGCUGAUUACAUGGUUAUUCAUAAUUUAUUGCUUGCUCACGGUUAUGCAUACAGGUUGUACAACGAAAAUUUCAGAGAAACUCAACAAGGUCAAAUCAGCUUGUGUUUGGAUACUCUAUGGUUUUUCCCGGCCGAUCCAAACGAUGAAGAGCACAAAAAAGCCGCUGACCUUGCAUUUCAAUCAUUUGUUGGCAUUUUUGUUCAACCUCUGUUGACUGGCGAAUAUCCAAAAAUCGUUGUAGAAUCCAUCAAGGCCACAAAUAAACUGGAAAAUAAAAACUUAACAAGAAUUAUUCAGUUCACAGACCAAGAAAAAAAAAUCCUUAUAGGCGCUUAUGAUUUCGUUGCUUUCAAUUACUACUUUUCGUUGUAUGCAAAACCUAACUUAACUUUUAAAGAAGAGGACAAUUUAAAGACCAAAGAUCUAAAAGUUCAGUUAUUGGGGUUCAAAGGAGACCAUAAACCAGAAGAUACAAAUGCUGGGUUCAGAAAUUUAGUCGAUUGGUUUGAUGAAGUGUUAAAUCAUCCGAAAAUCUUUGUCUGUGAAAAUGGAUUUGCUGAAGACGAGGGCGUGGACAAAUCUCUCGAGAAAAAGCGAUACCAUUAUGAUAUUUUACGCGAGGUUGAUCAAGCAUUAAAAAGAAAUAUUAACAUUAUUGGAUACUGCGUUUGGUCUUUUAUGGAUUCGUUAGAAUGGGCCAGUGGAUACAAGUCUAAAUUUGGUAUCUAUGGCGUCGAUUUCAAUGAUCCAUCAAGACCUCGCUACAAAAAAGAAAAUAAUUUCGCAUUUUUCCAAAAUUUGUUCAAAACUAAAACAUUGCCACCUCCCGAAAUUGAAUAACACUUGAUUUAUUUGUAUCGUUUUAAUAAUCUUUUAUAUUUUCAUUAUAUUACCAUAUUUUUUUAAAUACUUUGUUUUUGCGGGUUUUUCAGACAAAAAGAGUUUAUUUUAAUCAUAUUUUAUUUGGGUUCUAUUUGAAUUGUAAACAAAAACUAUAUCAUUAUAAUUUUUACGUUUUUAA
Messenger RNA from Adelges cooleyi (spruce gall adelgid), 1788 nucleotides. Its product is annotated as lactase/phlorizin hydrolase-like. The record is from RefSeq and is a predicted model, not a curated record. Gene Ontology annotation, biological process: carbohydrate metabolic process. Gene Ontology annotation, molecular function: beta-glucosidase activity. Bases 39 to 1607 code for a protein of 522 amino acids. Lineage: Eukaryota; Metazoa; Arthropoda; Insecta; Hemiptera; Adelgidae. The transcript has 12 exons.